UGCACGAAAAAGCCGCAUCACUACUUGGACAUGAAGGCCAAGGUGAAAUCCGUGGCCUCGAAUGGGAAGGACGUGAGGGUCGUGAUGCUCGAGGGUGAGAAGAAAGAUACCGUGACCAGCAGGAAGAUGGACGACCUGCGCUACCACGCAGAGGACGAGGUCAAGAAGCCGGAGGCCCCGCCCAUGGACCCGGCGACAGUAUUCGGCGAGGAGGCCGCGGCGGCAGCGGGCGAGGUGGCGGGCGCGGGGGCGGCCGAGGCCGGGGGGCGGACGGCCUUUCUGGCGGCGGCGGUGGCCAGCCCCCGCUUGUGGGCAGGCGACGUCGUGGCCCCCGCGGCCCUGGCAGGCGACGUCGUGCUCGUCCUCGGCGUGGCGUGCAUCGACCGGGCUUAUCUCGACCUGAUCAAGGGCAAGGACCUGUGCUCCUCCGAGGGUGCCAACAUGGUGCCUUACGACUCUUCGAAGUUCGCAGUGCUUCGCGGCUCGGUUGAGCCUCGCCCUCUACGGCCUCGACUCCCGUCCGAGGCUCGCAGGCUGCUGGACCACGAGGGGCAGACUAUCUACAGGGCCGCCGCGGACAUCGACCGGCCGGUGGAUGCUGGUGAGACUCCGCAGAUCCGCCCGUAUUGGGACGCCAGCCUGCGCUUCAGCUCGACCAUGUGGAGGAUUUUCACCCGGGCGCUGCGCAGCCUCAUGCUUGUCUCCUUCCGACGCUGCAUCGCCCACCGCGUCGGCUGCUUCUUCGCGGCCAAGAAGAAUGGCGACAUCCGCCUCGUGAUCGACGGCCGCGAGCCCAGCGGUGGGUUCUACCAGUUCGUGGACCAGGACCUGGCCUCACUUCGGCUUCGACUUCUUGGGGGGGGGGGGGGGGCGCGCUGGCACGGCUGCGCCCGCGUGCUCGACGAGACCUCGCAGUCCUUCGGGCCCGCGAGCGGCGACUCGCGCGUGUGCCUUGCGUUUUGUGGCCUGCCCAUGGGCUGGUCCUGGAGCUUCUACUUCUGCCGGCAGGUGCUCGGCAGUGCCUUGGAGGACGCCGUCGAAAUUGAUGCUGGUCCGUGCCUGCUUCGCGAGGGACACUCGCGGCCAGCGCUGGCCUUUGGCCGCCCGCUCGUCGCCCCCUACGUCGACAGCGGUGCCCUGAUCGGCUCGGCGCCUGCAGCUGCCGCGGCGCUGGAUACCCUUCGGGAUCGGCACCUCGCCCACCAUGAAGUGGUUGAGCCUGCCGACGUCGCUGACGUUGUCAGGCGCCUCUACUUUGCGCUGGAGUACCUCAUCAGGCGCGUGGUGGCCUCUGGCCACGCUAUGCGGCCUGCCGCAGGGCGCGUGGUGAACCACUUCAUGCUGGCCCGCGGCGCCGUGGCUGCGCUGGAUCACGUCUACGGCUUCAUCGUGGAUUUCGGGCCGGGGACUGGCCGAUUUUCAGUUGCCCUGACAACCGAGCUCCGCGCCAUUAAUGGGCUCGUCUUCUUGUGUCAGGCCGACCUCGCCGCGCCGUGGAGCAGGGUGGCCUUCGCGUCGGACUCCUCCAUGCUGGGCUACGCUUUGCACAUCGCGGCCGUCGAGCCCGACGAGGUCGUCCGAGCCGCUCGCUACAAGGAGCGCUGGAG
Messenger RNA from Prorocentrum cordatum, 1607 nucleotides. The record is from the annotation of a GenBank genome assembly. NCBI's taxonomy places the organism in Eukaryota, Dinophyceae, Prorocentrales, Prorocentraceae.